AUGGUUGCCAAAAGAAGACCCGGAAUUAUUCUAACUUUGAACAAUAAGAAACAAAAAGUGUCGGAGAGCGGCCACUCUCCAGCCAUCUUACCCAAGGAGUCUUACUUCGACAUUUUAGAAAAGAUCAAUGGUUUGAUAGAUGAAGAAUUUGAUACUGCCAUUGUUGGGGACUUUCUCAAACUUCCAUCAAAGAAGCUGUAUCCCGACUAUUAUCAGUUGAUUGAAUCCCCAAUUUCGAUUAGCGAAAUUAGAUCCAAAAUUAAGAAAAGUGAUGCCUAUUCUACUGAAGACUUUCUUGGCGAUUUCAAACUGAUGGCAGAUAACGCAAGUACUUAUAACGAGUCACAAAGCUACAUUGCCCAAAAUGCUCGCAAGAUCUACGAUUUUGUGGAGGCUGAGAUAAGUGAGGCUAUUUCGCAAGCUGGAGCGAACGAAGGUUCACGGACAAAGAAAAAGCUCAAGGGAAAGCAAGUUUCAACUGAAAAUGAAGCUAGUUCUAGCUAUUACAAUGAUUUGAAAAAUAUACUCAAAGCUUUGGUCAAUUAUAAGCUCCCUACUAGAGGAAAGUUGUCAGUUCCUUUUAUGGAUCUUGUUGACGGAGCUAUGUACCCAGACUACUAUGAGAUAAUAGAAGAAGGAAUGUCCUUCAAUCUUGUCAAGGAGAGGAUAGACGAAGCUUACUACACGAAUGAUCAAGCUGGAUUUGAAAAAUUUAAAAGUGACGUUAGACUGAUAUUUAAGAAUGCACAGACGUACAAUAGUGAGGAAAGCUUGCUUUAUCAAGAUUCGGUUGUUUUAGAGAGUGUGUUUGACGACAAAAUUGCUGGUUUUGAGGCAUCUCACUUUGAUUCUUUGGAAAAUGAAGAAGCAAGUAAUUCUGGACCAAGUACCAGCCACAAGACUUCAUCUAGAUCCAAAAGGACUCCAAUAGAAAGCGAUGAUCGUAGAGGAAAAUCUAGAUCGCAUAAGAAGAAAGGCUAUAUUGAAUCAGACGAUGACGAAUUUGAAGACGAAGUUGAGGAAGACAAUGAGGCCGAAGAUUUUGAAGAAGAAGCAGUGGAAGAGGAAGAGGAAGAGGAAGAGGACAAUGACGCCGAUCAGAAGAAAAGAGGUGAAGAAUUUCGGGACAAGAAGCAUAGAGGUCAACUAGGAGUGGCUAUUCAGAACGUCAAGGAUAAGAACGCUUUCGUUAGAGCCCAUACACAUUCGCCGGAAAACGCUACUUACAUUAAACAGUUCACCAUCUCCUCUAGCACGAAACAGUAUACCCAGACAAAUAGCGAGGGUUAUUAUUCCUUCACUUUGAAGGACCCAUCGGUGAUGAAUACUUUCAGCUUGCCUUCCGGAAUUGUGGGACAGCCGCUAGAUAUUUUCGUUUCUCUAACGAGCGCCAUCAUAAACGAAAAGUACAUCGCCGAUUUGAAGGUCAAUAAUGAAACGACUAAACCAUUUCCGAUUGCAGUUUCAUAUGAUGAGAGAUCUACAGACCACGAUUUUCUUGCAUCCCGAUACGAAGUCAAGUUGGGUCACGGACUAAAUCUUGUGCAAUUCUCUGUCAAAGUACCUGAAUCUAAGAAAAGGGAUAAUCACGAUGAAGAAACCAAGCUACGUCGUCGUGCAGCUACUCUUAGUUCAGCCAACGCCACCAAUAACGGGGAGGAUCAGAACUACGAGACCGAGCAUGUCAAACUUUGGAUUAACGUCUCCCAAUAA
Ogataea philodendri is the source of this 1713-nucleotide messenger RNA. RefSeq lists its product as uncharacterized. The transcript has a single exon. Gene Ontology annotation, biological process: chromatin remodeling. Bases 1 to 1713 code for a protein of 570 amino acids. NCBI's taxonomy places the organism in Eukaryota, Fungi, Ascomycota, Pichiomycetes, Pichiales, Pichiaceae. The record is from RefSeq and is a predicted model, not a curated record. Gene Ontology annotation, cellular component: RSC-type complex. Gene Ontology annotation, molecular function: protein binding.